Messenger RNA from Myotis davidii, 480 nucleotides. Its product is annotated as probable inactive serine protease 58. The transcript has 3 exons. Gene Ontology annotation, biological process: proteolysis. Gene Ontology annotation, molecular function: serine-type endopeptidase activity. The record is from RefSeq and is a predicted model, not a curated record. Bases 1 to 480 code for a protein of 159 amino acids. NCBI's taxonomy places the organism in Eukaryota, Metazoa, Chordata, Mammalia, Chiroptera, Vespertilionidae.
AUGAGGGAUUCUCGAAAAGAGGAGGUGACAAGAAUUAUUCUGGCCAAAUAUUCUGAAACUGAAAAGUCAAACUUAUCAGAAGAUUUUACUAUUCCCUACAUGGUCUAUCUGAAGUCCAGUCCAGAGCCCUGUGUGGGGUCUCUCAUUCACCCGGAGUGGGUCCUGACCGCUGCUCACUGCCCCUUACCAGCUAAAAUUCGAUUGGGAGUUCAUCAACCCAGCGUCAAACAUAAGAAAGAGCAGAUACGGAAUAACACAUUGACCAUGCCCUACCCCGAAUUCAAUGCACAAACUUUGGAAAAUGACCUGAUGAUGAUAAAACUGUCCAAGGCUGCUGUGCUCAACACCUAUGUAGGAACUAUAGCCAUAGCUUUGGAAUCUUUAUCAACUAAUGAUUCCUGCUUUAUCCCAACCUGGAGUUGGAAUGACUAUAAAAACUGUAAGUGUUUGACUGUGUUCUUUGAGCUGGGGAAAACAUAG